AGUUGUGCUGGCACGGCCAAGCAGGAAGGGCGUUUUAGUUUGAGGUUCUGCAAGUUCCGUUCCGUGGUGCUAGGUGGAGUUUGGUUUUUUAAGUGUGUCGUUUAACUACGUUUUGUGAUGAAGUUUCUGUUGCUAGUGUUAAGCUGCCUUGCGGCAAGUGCACUUGCCACAAAGCCCCCCAAAUGGCCGGAAGUGUACGCCGUGAGCGGUGUGCUGACCAUUCCGUACGCCGAAAUCAGCGAACCGUUCUACGCCUGGUACGACAAAAAGAAUGGCCGAUCGCGCAUCGACUACUACGGGGGCAUGGUCAAGACGUACCAGCUCACAAAGCAGGGGGACUUCGGCGUCAGCCUGAAGCUGGCACCGGUCAGCACGAAGGACCAGAUAAACAAGGAGACCUGCCUGCAGGUCAACGGAACGACCGAUAACGCCAUCGAGGUGCAGGGCAUCCUGCCGUACGUGAAGGACUUUACGCUGCUCGGCACCGAGGAGUGUUCCGGGUAUCAGUGCGAUAUGUUCGGGCUGACCGAGGUCAUCGGCCAGAAGCGCAACGUUUACAAGCUGUGGGUGCGGUACGUAAAGUCGCCGAAGUAUCCGGCCGCCCGCAUGCCGAUUCCGGUGCGCUACGAGAUGAAGGGCUACAACACGCUGCUCGGAUCGCACUACGAUCACUACUAUCUCGACUACGAGUCGUACGAUCAUGAGGAUAUUCCGGAGGAUGUGUUCGAGGUUAAGCUGAGCGAUCCGUGCGUUGGCUUCCCGGGUCCCGGAAGUGGCCACUACGCCACCUUCAACCCAAUGCAGGAAUUCAUUCAUCCACGCUCGGAGGAACAUCUGCACGACGAAUUCAGUCGGUUUAAGAACAAGCACCAGAAAGCGUACGGCAACGAGCUGGAGCACGAAAAGCGUCUGAACGUGUUCCGCCAGAAUCUACGCUUCAUUCACUCGCACAACCGGGCCAGUCGGGGCUUCACCGUGGCCGUGAACCAUCUAACCGAUCGGACCGAGGAGGAAAUCAAAGCGCUGCGUGGAUUCCGUUCGUCCGGCGUACACAACGGUGGCCGUCCGUUCCCCUACGACCCGAAGGACUAUCUCGACGAUCUGCCCGACACCUGGGACUGGCGCAUCAGUGGUGCGGUCACCCCGGUCAAGGAUCAAUCCGUGUGCGGAUCGUGCUGGUCGUUCGGUACGAUCGGACACAUCGAGGGUGCGUACUUCCGCAAGACGCAAAAGUUGGUGCGCUUCUCGCAGCAGGCGCUGAUCGAUUGCUCCUGGGGCUACGGCAACAACGGAUGCGACGGUGGUGAGGACUUCCGUGCGUACCAGUGGAUGAUGGAGGUCGGUGGCGUUCCGAUGGAGGACGAAUACGGGGGCUAUCUCGGCCAGGAUGGAUACUGCCACGUGCAAAACAUGACGCUCUACGCACCGAUCACCGGCUGGGUGAACGUGACGUCCGGUGAUGCGAAUGCGUUUAAGGUGGCACUGUUCAAGCACGGACCGCUAUCGAUCGCGAUCGAUGCGGGCCACAAGUCGUUCAGCUUCUACUCGAACGGCGUGUACUACGAGCCGGAGUGCAAGAACACGCUGGACGGGCUCGAUCAUGCCGUGCUGGCCGUCGGGUACGGCAAGCUGAACGGUGAGGACUACUGGUUGAUCAAGAACUCGUGGUCGAACUACUGGGGCAACGAUGGGUACGCGCUGAUGGCGGUAAAGGACAACAACUGUGGUCUUACCACCGACGCCACGUACGUGUUGAUGUGAAACGGAACGGGGCAAGUUCCCUUCGGGAACCAUUCGAGAUGGUUUCCGUUUUAGUGUGUUUUUUGUGUAUGAAUUUUUGUAUGAACUCUCAAUAAAAAAUGCUCAGUCUUAA
This is a messenger RNA of Anopheles coustani, 1873 nucleotides long. It is a transcript of the gene 26-29-p, whose product is annotated as digestive cysteine proteinase 1. NCBI's taxonomy places the organism in Eukaryota, Metazoa, Arthropoda, Insecta, Diptera, Culicidae. Gene Ontology annotation, biological process: immune response. Gene Ontology annotation, cellular component: lysosome. The transcript is spliced from 4 exons. The record is from RefSeq and is a predicted model, not a curated record. The coding region runs from base 118 to 1761 and encodes 547 amino acids. Gene Ontology annotation, molecular function: cysteine-type endopeptidase activity.